This is a messenger RNA of Aspergillus terreus NIH2624, 3744 nucleotides long. It is a transcript of the gene sec31, whose product is annotated as putative protein transport protein (SEC31). Gene Ontology annotation, cellular component: COPII vesicle coat; endoplasmic reticulum exit site. The transcript has 9 exons. Gene Ontology annotation, molecular function: protein binding; structural molecule activity. The coding region runs from base 1 to 3744 and encodes 1247 amino acids. The record is from RefSeq and is a predicted model, not a curated record. Lineage: Eukaryota; Fungi; Ascomycota; Eurotiomycetes; Eurotiales; Aspergillaceae. Gene Ontology annotation, biological process: endoplasmic reticulum organization; COPII-coated vesicle cargo loading; endoplasmic reticulum to Golgi vesicle-mediated transport.
AUGGUGCGUCUGAGGGAGAUUCCCCGGACGGCCACGUUCGCCUGGUCCCCCGGUGCGGACUCCCCAUUGAUUGCGACCGGUACCCGCGCGGGUGCCGUUGACGUUGAUUUCUCCAAUGAGACCUGUCUCGAGUUAUGGGACUUGGGCUUGAGCCGCGAGGAUGUCAGUGGGGAGCUGCAGCCGGCAGCGAAGAUUGAUACUGACUCUGGUUUCAACGACAUUGCGUGGACGGAAUCCGACGAUAACAAGCGCGGAGUCAUUGCUGGUGCCCUCGAGAACGGAAGCCUGGAUUUGUGGGAUGCGGACAAGCUACUCAAUGGGUCAAGUGACUCGGUGAUCUCGAGAUCUACCAAGCAUUCAGGGGCUAUCAAGGCUCUGCAGUUCAACCCAAAACAUUCGAACCUGCUGGCCACUGGUGGUGCAAAGGGAGAGCUCUAUAUCUCCGAUCUUAACAACGUCGCGAACCCCUACCGACUCGGCACUGCGGCUCGCGCGGACGACAUCGAAUGCUUGGACUGGAACAAGAAGGUUGCCCAUAUUCUGGUGACUGGCAGCAAUGCGGGUUUCGUCACCGUCUGGGAUGUCAAGUCGAAGAAGGAGAGUCUCACUCUCAACAAUGUUGGCCGGAAGGCUGUCAGUGCAGUGGCCUGGGAUCCUGAAAAGCCUACGCGACUUGUCACUGCGACCCCGUUGGAGUCCGAUCCUAUGAUCUGUGUUUGGGAUCUCCGUAACUCCCAUGCUCCGGAAAGAACGCUCCGAGGCCACGAGUCUGGCGUCUUGUCGCUCUCAUGGUGUACCCAGGACCCUGAUCUCCUACUUUCCUCCGGCAAAGACAACCGCACGCUAUGCUGGAACCCGCAGACCGGCUACGCCUAUGGCGAAUUCCCCGUGGUCACGAACUGGACCUUCCAGACUCGCUGGAACCCCCACAAUCCCAACUUCUUCGCCACUGCCUCCUUCGACGGCCGAAUCUCCAUCCAGACCAUUCAGAACACUAGCACUGAUACUGCCAAGGCCAUUGCCGAUCAGAACCAGGCUCUUGAUGGCGAGGACUUCUUUGCGAAGGCGCAGUCUCAACCCCAGGUGUCGAGCUUUUCGUUGCCCAAAGCUCCCAAGUGGCUUGAGAGACCUUGCGGUGCUACGUUCGGCUUCGGAGGCCGGGUUGUUUCGGUUGGCCUGACCGAGAAGGGCAGCCGCACUUCUACAAUUAAGAUCACUCCGUUCGAGGUCGAUGAGGCCGUUGGCAAAUCCACCGAGACCUUUGAGAAUGCUCUGAAGGAGGGUGACCUGCGGAGCAUCUGUGAAACCAGAGCCACAAAUGCUGCCACCGAGGAGGAGAAGGCUGAUUGGAAGGUCAUCGAAGCGCUGAUCUCCGAGAACCCCCGCAAGAGCCUUGUGGAUUACCUUGGAUUCCAGGACAAGGCUGACGAGGCAGCGGACUCGUUGGCGAAGCUCGGGCUGGGUAAGGAUGAGGAUGUGAACGGAGAACCCGCCAAGGAAUCCCGCGGGCCGGGAGCAAAGAAGCACAAGCGCCUGCAGUCCAUGUUCGACGCCAACCCUGAGGGUGACAGCUUCUUGUCGGACCUCGCUGCCUCGAAGGGGGCCAAGACCAACAACCCCUUCCAGAUCUUCAACGGAUCCGAGUCCGAAGCCGAGAAAGGCAUCACGCGGGCUUUGCUGGUCGGUGACUUUGAGAAGGCUCUCGAUGUUGCCCUGAAGGAGGACCGCAUGUCGGACGCUUUCAUGAUUGCUAUCUGUGGUGGUCAGAAGUGCAUCGAGAAGGCCCAAGAGCACUAUUUCUCCAAGCAAACUGACAGCCCCAACUAUGUUCGUUUGUUGGCGUCUAUCGUCGGCAAGAACCUGUGGGAUGUCGUGCACAAUGCUGACUUGUCCAACUGGAAGGAGGUCAUGGCAGCGCUCUGCACCUUCGCCGAAGAGAAGGAGUUUGCGGAUCUUUGCGAAGCCCUGGGUGACCGCUUGGAGGAGCAGGUCCGCAGCAGCGAUGAGAAGUCUGCACGCAAGGACGCAUCUUUCUGUUUCCUGGCUGGUUCGAAGCUCGAAAAGGUGGUGGCCAUCUGGAUCGAGGAGCUUGCCGAGAACGAACAGAAGGCGAUUGAGACCGGCGCCAACGACACUACUUUCUCCAUCCAUGUUCAUGCUCUUCAAAGCCUGAUUGAGAAGGUGACUAUCUUCCGCCAAGUUUCCAAGUUCCAGGACACCGAGCACACGAAGGACUCCGACUGGAAGCUCGGUAUGCUGUACGAUAAGUAUAUCGAGUACGCCGAUGUUGUCGCCACUCAUGGCCGGCUGCAAGUCGCGCAGAAGUACCUUGAUCUGGUGCCUGAGAAGCACCCUGAGGCCGAGAUCGCUAGAAACCGCAUCAAGCUGGCUAUGAGACAAGCUGCCCCUCAGAGAACGCAGACCACUGCCCCUGCGACCCGGGCGACCCGGACACCCAUGGGAAGGCCCAUGCCGCAGCCUAGUGCUUACCAGCCGCAGUCCACAUUCGCACCGGCUGCCCCCGCUGCCCCCAACACUUAUGCUCCUCCUACUGCGGCUCCUAACCCCUACGCUCCUGCUGCUCCUGCCGCGGCCGCACCAGCACCACCUCAGCCGGUCAACCCCCUACUCCCGCACCGACGUAUGGCGGUGUUCCUCCUCCUCCUCCGCGCUAACAAUCAGUCUCCCGCCACCGUCACCACAUACACGACUGCCACCAACCUCCCCGCGUGGAAUGACUUGCCUGAGGGCUUCAUGAAACCCCCGACGUCCCGUCGCGCUACGCCUGCAACGGCGGCGGCUCCCAUCACCUCGCCGUUCCCGAACCAGUCGCCUCCCAUCGGUCAUGGACCUCCUCCCCCGGGUGCUCCACCCACUCAGCGGACACCCUCCGUGCCUCCUCCGCCUAAGGGCACCGCUCCCCCACCGCGGAUGAGUUCACCGCUUGCCGGAGCUCCUCCGAUGGCGUCAAUGGCGCCUCCUCCCGCGGCGGCUCCGGCUCCGGCUCCGCCCGCCAACCCUUACGCCACUCUGCCUCAGUCCCCUCCGAUGGCAUCUAGCAUGGCUCCUCCGGCUUCGAUCCCCCGUGGCCCAUCUCCGUACAAUGCACCUCCGACUGCCCCGCCCCCGAGCAACCGGUACGCGCCCAGCCCUGCCGCGCAAGCAGCCAGCCCCCAACUGCAGACGAGAGCACCUGUGCCGCCGCCUCCGCAGGCAGCUGCGUCGCCAUAUGCCCCCCAGCCUAUGGCCCAGCCGCCAGCAGCGAACCCGUAUGCUCCUAGCACUCCGCCAAUGGUUGCGCCUCCGAUGCAACAAGGCCCGCCUCCUCCUCAGGCUGGAGGAUCCCGACCGAGCACCGCAAACUCUCAGCGGAAGGCAGCUCCCCCACCUCCGAAAUACCCACCUGGUGAUCGGUCUCACAUUCCGGCCGAGGCCAUGCCUGUCUUUGAGAUUCUUUCCGCAGACAUGCAGCGCGUCAAGUCCCGGGCACCUUCGUCGUUCAAGGCUCAAGUGGAUGAUGCCGAAAGGCGGUUGAACAUUCUGUUUGACCACCUCAACAACGAGGAUCUCCUCAAGCCGAACACGAUUGCCGACAUGGCGGAGCUCGCGAGAGCCAUCCAGGCUCGUGAUUACGACACAGCUCGGGCGAUCCACGUUGACAUCAUGACGAACCGGAUGGACGAGUGUGGUCAAUGGAUGGUUGGUGUGAAGCGCCUAAUUAGCAUGAGCAGAGCCACCCCUUGA